Messenger RNA from Colletotrichum truncatum, 1170 nucleotides. RefSeq lists its product as uncharacterized. Lineage: Eukaryota; Fungi; Ascomycota; Sordariomycetes; Glomerellales; Glomerellaceae. The record is from RefSeq and is a predicted model, not a curated record.
AUGGUCGCGAUUUCAAGCAUAGCAAUACUCUUAGAGAUUAUAUCUUCAGCAGUCGCAUUCAACGCUGUUCGCUUUAGAGCAGCAUCGCCCGCGCAAACACUCGUACCGCGACAUGAUGAGAUCGGAGACUGGUCUGCCGCGCCUACAACGCCGCCUAACCCUCGGUUCGCGGCAAUUGCCCAGAAGAGGGAGAAUGGCGGUCCCACAUGUGGUUACUAUGAAUUCAAUAGUGAACCAUAUGACUGCUAUACCAACCAAGCAUGCGUUACCAGCGGUAGCUAUUUCGCCUGCACUGGCGGAUCGUCGCCGUACACAAGCUGUCUUGAUGGUUUCAACUCGAUUUGCUCUAGAAGCAUUGAGGGACUCGGCACACUUUGCUGCAACUUUAACACCGAUUACCCUCUUUGCGUUACCGCCCUGAAACCCGUCAGCUUUGGCAAUAUUGCAACAAUCACGGGAUUCCGGUGCGGUAACAACCACGCCAAGGGCAGAAAGCUGCUUCUCGAGACGACAGGCCGCUCGACGUCCAGCACCUCCAAGCUUACAUCGAGUGACCAGUCCUCUGCAGUUAUUGCGUCGACUGUACCGUCCAGUUCUCUUCCCCCAGAAUCCUCUUCGUCUCCGCCAUCGAGCCCUGGGCCCCCGGUAGGAGCCAUUGUCGGCGGAACUAUUGGCGGACUGGCAGUCAUUGGUUUAACCGCCGGCGCCAUCGCGUGGAUGCUUAUCCGUAAUCGAAGGAGAGCCGACAACAAUAACAACAACAUUGGUCCUGGCGCCGGCGGCGCACCUACCAUGACCCAGUCGUAUACACAUCCUACAAUGCCCAAAAAUGGAGCCCCCAUAGAGGUGGUAGUAUCACCUGUACCAACUUCCACGCAUGAUGCGUACAAGGGGCCGUAUCAGCCCGCAGUCCGCUCAACUGUCGACUCGGUGGGCCGUGAGAGCUACUACCAGAUUACCUCUUCCCCAUCGACUUUGACACCCGUGGCGGAGACAGUGUAUCAACAGCAGGCCCCUGCGCCAGCCCAAGGCCUUGAUCCAGCGCCGUCGUAUCACGGAACAGCUGAAAAUUUGUCUUCGCGUCGCGUCUCUGAGGUGCCUGCCAUCAACCCCGCAGGCGCCGGCAACAAUGCUUCAGAACUUCCUCCCCAACAGUACAGACAGGCUUAG